Messenger RNA from Heteronotia binoei (common prickly gecko), 1938 nucleotides. RefSeq names its product G protein signaling modulator 1 (gene GPSM1). The transcript is spliced from 14 exons. Gene Ontology annotation, molecular function: GTPase regulator activity; protein binding. The coding region runs from base 1 to 1938 and encodes 645 amino acids. Lineage: Eukaryota; Metazoa; Chordata; Lepidosauria; Squamata; Gekkonidae. The record is from RefSeq and is a predicted model, not a curated record.
AUGGCCGCGGGGGCCGCGCGGAGGCUGCACGCCAGGAUGGAGGCUUCCUGUUUGGAGUUAGCCCUUGAAGGAGAACGUUCCUGCAAAGCUGAGGAUUUCAGAGCUGGUGUGGCCUUCUUUGAAGCAGCGGUGCAGGUGGGCACGGAAGACCUGAAGACACUGAGUGCCAUCUACAGCCAGCUGGGGAAUGCCUACUUCUACUUGAAGGAGUACGCCAAAGCUCUUGAGUACCAUAAGCAUGAUCUCACACUAGCGAGAACAAUUGGGGAUCGCACCGGAGAGGCCAAAGCCAGCGGCAACCUAGGAAACACGCUCAAAAUCCUCGGACGGUUUGAUGAAGCCAUUGCCUGUUGCAAGAGGCACCUGGAGAUUUCUCAGGAGGAAGGGGACAAGGUAGGGGAGGCCAGAGCUCAAUACAACAUUGGCAACGUGCACCACGCUAAAGGGAAGCAGCUGUCCUGGAGUCUGCCACAGGAGCCCGGGCGCCUGCCUCAGGAGGUCGAGGAGUCCUUGGAAAAGGCAUCCGAAUUUUAUUUGAGGAACCUGUCUCUGGUGAAGGAGCUGGGAGACAGAGCUGCUCAAGGCCGGGCCUAUGGCAACCUGGGCAACACUCAGUAUUUGUUGGGCAACUUCAGCAAAGCUGUCGUGUUCCAUAAACAGAGACUUGCCAUUGCCAAGGAGUUUGGGGACAAGGCAGCUGAGCGGAGAGCCUGCAGCAAUUUGGGCAACGCCCACAUCUUCCUGGGAAGGUUUGACAUCGCUGCUGAGUACUACAAGAAAACUCUCCAGCUCUCCAGACAGCUGAAGGACCAGGCCAUGGAGGCUCAGUCGUGCUACAGCCUCGGGAACACCUACACCCUCCUCCAGGACUACCAGAGAGCUGUAGAAUACCACCUGAAGCACUUGGCAAUUGCCCAGGAGCUGGAGGAUAGAGUGGGAGAAGGCAGAGCCUGCUGGAGCUUAGAAAAUGCCUACGCCUCCAUGGGGAGCCUUGAACAAGCCAUGCACUUUGCAGAGAGACAUCUGGAAAUCUCCCAGGAGAUUGGCGACCACAGUGGGGAGAGAACUGCUCAGAUGAACAUGGCACACCUGAAGUCUCUCUUGGGCUUGCAGCCAGGCGAGGAUGAACAGGGCAGGCCUGCUGGUUGCACCGGCUAUGAAGCGCAAGGGGCCCGACCAAAGAAUAGCUGGAGGAAGAGCAUGAGCAGCGCUGGAAAGGACCAGAAUGGAGAAAGUCACCCCGUGACAGAUUUGUCCCUGCCUGCCAGAUCCAGUAAAUGCAGGGAAAGCCAAACCAUUCUUGAAGCCAAACCUCCAGUGUCUCGCAGUUUCCCACUGGAAGCCAGUGGUGUCCAGGUCCGGUUGAAGCUCAAGCGGGCCUCUUCGGAAGAGGAGUGCUUCUUUGACUUGCUGAGCAAAUUCCAGAGCAACCGAAUGGAUGACCAACGCUGCCCCCUGGAGGAAGGCCAGAAGGAGACUGGGGAAGCUGCCUCCACCCCACUGCCUGUCCGGGAAGAGAGACUAUCCCAGUCCUCCUCCUCCUCCAUGGCUUCUCCACAGACGGAAGAGCUCUUCGACCUCAUCUCCAGCUCCCAGAGCCGGCGACUGGAUGACCAGCGUGCCAGUGUGGGCAGCCUGCCCGGCCUGCGCAUCACACACAACAACCUUGGCCACCUGCGCAUGGAGGGCGAAGCUCAGGAGCCGGGCGACGAGUUCUUCAACAUGCUCCUCAAAUGCCAGUCAUCCCGCCUCGAGGACCAGCGGUGCACUCCCCCCGGCUCCAUCCCCCCUGGCCCCACGAUGCCGAUGCCGGAUGAGGACUUCUUCAGCCUCAUCCAGCGUGUUCAGGCCAAGCGCCUGGAUGAGCAGAGGGUGGACCUGGCCUCAGCCCACGAGGAGGAGGAGGAGCCGCUGCCGCAGAGGCCCAGCCCCAGCUAA